AUGUUAUCUUCAACCGCGUUGGCAUUCGCCUCCCCCGUUGGGGGCUUUGGCAACGCGCCUCUGUGGUUUCGACCCUCGCGUGACGGGCGGUUACGCUCCUCGAGGGGUUCAAGCGAAGAUAAUGAUGAGCCACCACCAUCUGACGGCUGGGUUGAUCAAGAUUUAAGGGCUGGUGGACCAACCCUGGCACCAUCGCCCAGUAUCUCGAUUUAUUACCCUUCCGCUAAUAGUCCAUAUCGAUCAAUGAUGGAUGCAAAGUCGGACCUAAGCAAGAGUAUUCUUACUGUCCUCCACGGAUCCAAGGUCAAAGUCAAGACCUUUCUCUUCUGCUGUCGUCGAUGUGUAUACUUCCCGGAUGAUGACCCAAUUCCCACACUUCUCGUGGAUGCUGAGCGAGAGUUUCGUGAUGACCAGUGGCUUCCCGUUUGCAAGGCCCUCCAUAAUCUUCUCCAAACCAACAAUCUCACUAUCUUCAAUGUCGAGAUAUGCGACGACAGAUUGAACUUAACUAGAUACCCUUCACCUGUUCCAUCGUCGGAUCCCAUAUAUCCUUUAUGGGAGGAAGUUCUCAAUCAAAUACUAACUAGUAUUGAUUGUUCCCAUGUCCUCACUAUAGACUGUUUCCGAUUUGGACAGAGAAAUAACCAAAAUGGGGAUCCAACCACGAUUAUUAUCACAGUGGAGCCAAAGACAAGUUUCUACUCCUGGAGAGGCUCCCGGGAAACAAUAAUCUCUAUACUUAAUACCUACAAUCUUCAACAUGUUAGCGUUCUAAUUACACAGGGCCUAGUUUAUCGAGGGAAAGAUAAUAGCCUAGAUCGCGGCUUGCCAAAUACUUCUUGGCAAGAUCAUCUCCAAGUAGGAUUAAGCCUUGGGGUCUACCAAUCCAAGCACUCUGCAUCAACCUUUGGCGGAUGGGUAGAAAUCCAGCAGCAAGAAGGGUCCAGUUGGCAAAAGUUAGGGCUAACCUGUUUUCAUUGCGUUAUCCCCGGUUUGGAUGACCUAUCUCCUAAUCACAAGGCGGGCAUUCCGCUUGAUGAUCCAAUCAAGCAAUUUUUGAAGGUUGAACAGCCCAGUUUAAAAGAUACAACGAUAGCUCUCAACAAAAUAUCGGCAUCGCUCAACGAGCCCCACGAUUCCCGAUUCGUGGCACUCAAAGACUUGAUGGAGAAAGGUGGGGAUAUAAGCCCACACUCCCGCCAACGAUAUGACAAAGCUAUAGCCAGGGUUGCUGCUUUAUCGGCAUUAAAAUUGAAAGCCGAAGAGUUUCAUAAACCUCGCCUGCUAUGUGAUGACUUGCUUUCAUCAUCUCUACCAAUAAAUCCGCGGUUUGGGAGAGCACCGAUAGACGGCAAUAGUCAAUCUUAUGCAGGAUACGUAUACGCAGCUUCCGGAUACCGUCAAUUCAGAGGCCAAGGAGGUCUGAAACAAGCGGAUUGGGCACUCAUUGAUGUGCCAGAGAUUAGACAUUCAACUAAUGAGCUCUCAACUUAUGGAGAGAUAAACUACGCCGAUUUCCCACCACUAGAACCCUUCCCUGGCAUUCCAGAAGAAACCACCAAGCUUUUCAAGCUAGGAAGGUCAACGGAAAUCACUCAAGGGUUCUUCUCAGGUCUCAGGAGUGCCCAUCUUAACGUGCCCGACGGUAGAGGUGAUCCUGGCGACUCGGGUGCUCCAGUUUUCGACUCUCACUCAAAUUGCAUUGGCAUGAUCUUCGCUAGAAAUCCAGUUUCAAGGGCCUCCUAUAUUACAUUACUACCAGACCUCUUCGGUGACAUCAAAACUAUCACUGGAGCGGCUGAUGUGCGUAUUGCUGAAUCGACUUGA
This is a messenger RNA of Microsporum canis CBS 113480, 1827 nucleotides long. RefSeq lists its product as hypothetical. The record is from RefSeq and is a predicted model, not a curated record. The coding region runs from base 1 to 1827 and encodes 608 amino acids. The transcript is spliced from 4 exons. Lineage: Eukaryota; Fungi; Ascomycota; Eurotiomycetes; Onygenales; Arthrodermataceae.